This is a messenger RNA of Clavispora lusitaniae ATCC 42720, 1434 nucleotides long. RefSeq lists its product as uncharacterized. NCBI's taxonomy places the organism in Eukaryota, Fungi, Ascomycota, Pichiomycetes, Serinales, Metschnikowiaceae. The record is from RefSeq and is a predicted model, not a curated record.
AUGGAAACAGUUUCGGACACCGAAUUACUGAACGCGUUUUUCAUCUUCAUUGUUCUAAUAUUUUCAACCGCAACUGCUGCCCUUGUGUCCCGUCGUAUAAAGCAUUUCAUCAUGACAACUUUCCAGGUCCAACGCCUUCUGGAAACAAAGUGUGACCACAUUAAUGCUCCAACUAAGCAGCAUAAUAUGGCAGAAAGACUAGAAGCUAUUUUGCAAUUGGAGCAAUCAGAUGGUUUUGCAUCGUCAAUGACCACUCUUGGGAGAAGUUUGCAAAAAACGAAUCCCAGAUCGCGUGUCUUCUCUUCCCUCGAUUUAGCCCUCGUCUCAUCAGAUGAAAGUAAAAAACCUACAAGUCAUGUAAAGGAAAAUAUAGAUGCUUUUGAAACUCCAAAGCAUCGCUAUUUGGAAUCAGAAUUGCGCAGGCUUUGCCAACCUCAGAAUGCUACUUCUCUCCCUGAUCAGCUUGACUUGCCUCGUCUACUCAAAUUUGAAAAUCAACUACCUCCACCCCAAUUUGAUACAACCAAAGUUGCUCGAAUGGUCAUUGAAGAAUUGAGGAUUUCUCUACUUGAUAAAGAAGACACUUCAAGAGCAUUGGCGUUUUUCCAGCUUGCAGCAAUUGGAAGCUCCCAAAGUGUAUUCGAUAACCCCAUUUACUAUCAUGAGACCUUCUGUAACCUCCUUGAGGAUCAAGUUGAAAACCAUAGUUUGUUCAAGCAUUCCUCUAGUGUAGAUGGUCUCCAGAUGUUGCUUAUUGAUUUGUUGGUUUGUUUCACUUGGUGCCAUUGGAACUACGAAGAUUUUUUUAAUCUAAAAGGUUCUGAAAGAUUCCCAUCUCAAAUUGAAAAUGAUAACUAUCCUUAUCCUGCUCAGAAAAUGUUGGAGUACUUCCGUCGCUCUGCACUGGAGCCAUUUGUUAUGUCUCAUUUAUCUGUCUUCCGUCUUUUAUGCAGUGUUUGGUUGGAAAGUUCUUUUUUGCUUCCAUUGGCAUCUCUAAAGCUUAGUUUAGUCUUUCGGACAUGCGCUCAACAGACAGGUUGUUAUGAGCAUCGCCAACUAUUACCUUUGAUUGAACAAUCAAUUCUUGCUGCGGAGAAUCCAAGUGUGAAACCCUUCUUUUAUGAUCUCGUGGCGGAGAUUAUUGAACCGCAUGUGGACUGCUGCAUAGACACACAUGACGUCUUUUAUCCUCAUUCACAUCUCCAGGGCCUUAUUUUACAAGGCAUGUGGAUAGGGCAGUCUUCAGAGAUCAGGGCGAAGGCCAAUCAUGUCGCCCAUAUACUAGGAAGGGCAUACCCGGAAGUGAAAUUGUGGACAGAACCUUGCGAAGCCAGAACGUCUAACACACAGCACAUGCACGACUAUUCGAAUACUCCAGGUUCCCUGGACAAAGUAAUUUAUUGGAUGGAUGAGACACGUGAAAAAUCUCUAUAG